Messenger RNA from Manihot esculenta (cassava), 2169 nucleotides. RefSeq lists its product as uncharacterized. The transcript is spliced from 2 exons. Lineage: Eukaryota; Viridiplantae; Streptophyta; Magnoliopsida; Malpighiales; Euphorbiaceae. The coding region runs from base 1525 to 2037 and encodes 170 amino acids. The record is from RefSeq and is a predicted model, not a curated record.
AAUUAGUUUAUAAUUAUGAUCACAUUAAACAAAUUAAUGGUUUUCUUUACAAAAUCCCAAGUGCUAUAAUUAGUUCUGCCAUCCAUCCAUCCCAGCUACCUCUCACAAUUUCGGAUCCAGAUGUAUUUUAUGUUAUAGAAAAGAAAGGAGUUCACUCUAAAAAAUUUUAGUCUAGACAAAUUUAAAGAAAAUUGAUGAGACAAAUGUGAAAUUCAUUUGUAUGAUUUGUGGAAUUUCCAGCAGUAUCUCGACUCUUUGACCGAUAAGAAUAAGCUGUAAAACAAAGAGAAUACGUAUCUUAAAAGUGUUUCUAAUUAUUGUUUAUACAUUAUAAGGAGUUUGGUAUCUGAGUUCCAGAUAAUCCAUAUCAUAUUAGCUAAUAAAUCCUGUGUUUUUAGAAAUUUAAAAAGGCUCAUUUCUCCUACCAAAAUUAAACUCCACUAAGCUGAUAGUAGCUCAUAACACUAGAAUUCAAAAGGCGCAAUUGGAUCCCUUCCUUUUAGUGCUACAACAAUCUGAGUUGACCUCCUCGUGGUCAUGAUCCCUUCCUUUCUGUUGCAAAAUGCUUUUUCUCUAGGUCAACCUUUUCUAGCUUUUUCAUCUGGUUUUCACUCUAGGUAAGAGUUUGGAGACUACUUCUCCAAUUGGAUCUAAAAACUCAGCAACAAUGUGAGCGGCCCUUGGUUACCAUCAAAUUAGAGUUUGAUGAUUGUGGGUCUCGGGCUCUUCUUUGGUUUUAGAUAGAUCGUAGGGCUAGAUGUUCAGGACCACAGGCCUGUAUGUUAUUAUUACUUAACUAUCAUGUAAUGGGCUUUAGGCCUUUUUUUAAAAAAUGUUUAAUAAUUUCCGCUCUGUUUUUGAGAAAGUAAAAUCAUGCUCUCUUAUUCACGAGAGAGAAUUAGUAGAAAGGAAGAAUUGAACCUCAAUACGAUUCUGAUACAGUUAUUUCUAACUAAAACCUGUGAUACCUUGUCUUGCACUCUUGCUCACAUUAAGGAGACCAACUAACUGAGUAAAUUAUCUUUUUUGUAUCAAUUAUCUAUAUCUGGUCAGACUAUAAAUGUGAAUUUACGAUUACCCAUGAGCAAAAAAAAAGAGAUAUAAUAGUUAAUUAAUAAAAACAACUGUCCAAUGUAAAUAAAGAAAAAUCCAAAUAUUAAUACAGUUAGGUGUUGCUAGAUGGUCUGCAAUUUUGACCCAUCCAAAUAGUGGCAUAGUUUUAUGAUUUCAAGGUCCAACUACAUAACUAUUCUCUUCUCAUAACUCAAUAAGGCAUCUGUUAGGUAGUCCAGCAGCUAUUGAUUCUGUUCGUUGAAGUUUACCCAUUUUCACAUCUGUUCGAUCAAACUGAAAGCUACGUAUUAGAGAUGUUCAUAUCUGAGCUUCAAGCCACUCCAAAAUAAAGUCCAUUGGUUGGAACUGGGAAACCAACGAUUAAAAUUGUACUAAGUUACAAAAAUUAUAAGACUUGGACUCAUAGUCAACAGAACAUUCACCUACCCAGAUGCGAAGAAGCUCUUUCUGAUGACAUUCUCCUUUAUAUAUACAUGCAACUUCCCAUUUUUCAUCAGAUCAAAUCAAGACAUAACCAAGUUUCCGUUUGAAGAUUUUCUCAUGGAGUUCAUCAACAAUCAAGAUCUUGAAUACGAUGGCCAUGAUGAUGAUGAUGUAUAUUACAUGGAAAUCAGAAGACAGAUUCUGCUUUUAACAGCAGACGAGGAUGAAGAAGAGUUUCCCCACGCCAAGGUUUCAAACCCCGUUGCUGCUGCUGCCUCCAAACGAGUCUCGAGCAGAUUAGAAAGAUGUUCCUCUUGUGGAGUGAAACAUGGAAGUAGUAAUUCCUUCCCCUGGUGGGAGGUCCAGAAUACUAAUUCAGCACCUGCUUGGCUGGUAAACUUGUGGAGAAGAACUGGCAACGGAACUGGAGUGUUCAUCCCUCAAAAUCAAGCAGUACAAUCCAGAAGAAGAUAUAGAACUUCAGGAAGGAUGAUGAACAAUGAGAAGAGCAGGAUGUACAGGGCCAGAAAUCGAUUAUGAAAAUAAUGGAUUGGUGGAUAGUAUAUGCCAAACAAAUUCUUGAUAUUAGUUGUAUUGUUCUAGCUUAAUUACAUGGCUCUGUUCAGCUGAACAUGAUAAAUGUUAGUAUUGAAAAAUGAAAUUUAUUAUUAA